Molecule: messenger RNA, 609 nt
Organism: Fusarium odoratissimum NRRL 54006
Lineage: Eukaryota; Fungi; Ascomycota; Sordariomycetes; Hypocreales; Nectriaceae
Exons: 2
Coding region: 1-513 (170 amino acids)
Source: RefSeq, a predicted model, not a curated record
AUGGAUCAGUCAUCUAUCCUCAGUCUCCUGUCCACCAGGAACACAACACUUACCAACAACACCAGAAACGAUUUCAAUCUUAUCAAUAUCAACAAUGCCCACGGAGACUUGCUGAGCAAGCCUUCCAACAUCAUCCUAGGGCAAGGAGCCGACAAGCAUUUCGGUAACCAGUCCGAGCUCCGGAACUACGCCUUCGAUCCAUUGAUUUCCACAUUGCGUCCGCUUGUGUCCGAGAGCGCGCGUGUGCUUGGCCAGAGACUCGGCUUCGCUCCCACCAUUGACUGGUACCAGGAUGUGCCUUUGGCUGGUCCGCAAGUCGUUGGAAAUGCUCUCCGUCCUAGCUUGACGAUUUGUGCUGCCACGACUCCUCGCACAAGCCUUGUCACUAGCAUGGUCUACGUCUCAAGCGCCUGGUGUUCCACGGAUAUUGAAACCGAUGGACGAGAAUCUACGUGGCCUGUCCAGCACCUUGCGAAAUACGCCCAGCACAGCGGGACUCGCUACAUGCGAUAACCGACACGGAAGUAGUCGUCAUUCGCUUCCACUCGCUGGAUGGGGGGGAACCUGGCGCCCAGUGGAACGCGAUUCCACGUAGUGCAUGCGGCGAAG